AUGAAGAAAUUCCGAUUUUUUAAAAAGAAAAAAGUUGAAGAGGAUACGAGAAAAAUUAAAGCUAAUGAUCCAACAGCAAAUGCAACUAAAGAAUAUGCUGGAAAUGAAAUAUCUACAUCAAAAUAUAAUUUACUAACAUUUUUACCUAAAAAUCUUUUCGAACAAUUUCGACGAUUAGCUAAUGCUUAUUUCCUAUUUCUUCUUUGUCUACAACUUAUUCCACAAAUUAGUUCAUUAGCUCCGAUUACAACUAUAUUACCACUUGUAUUUGUCUUAGCCUUAACUGCAAUCAAAGAUGCUAGUGAUGAUAUUGCUAGACAUCGUAGUGAUCGUCAAGUUAAUAAUCGUGAAACAAAAACUGUUGUUGGAAAAGAAUUAGUAACUAGAAAAUGGAAAGAUAUUAAUGUUGGUGACAUUGUACAAUUAACUAACAAUGAAUUUUUAACUGCAGAUAUUGUUCUAAUAUCAACAAGUGAACCAAAUGGACUUUGUUUUAUUGAAACAGCUGAAUUAGAUGGAGAAAUAAAUCUUAAAGUACGACAAGCAUUAGAAGAAACAGGUGAAAUUGGUGAAGAUAUUGAAAAAUUAUCAAGUUUUGAUGCUGAACUUGAAUAUGAAGCACCGAAUAAUAAUCUUGGAAGAUUUGAAGGAAAUUUAAUAUGGAAUAAUAAAACUCUACCUUUAAAAAAUGAUAAUGUUUUAUUACGUGGUACACGUUUAAAAAAUACACAAUGGGCAUUUGGAAUUGUUUGUUAUGCUGGUCCAGAUACAAAAUUAAUGAAAAAUAGUGGUAAAGCAAAAUUCAAACGUACACAAAUUGAUCAUUUACUUAAUCAAAUUAUUAUUGGCAUUGUCUUUUUCUUAUUAAUUAUGUGUACUAUUAUGACAAUAUGUUGUGGGUUUUGGGAAUCUUUUUUUGGUUAUGAUUACCGUAUGUAUUUACCAUGGGAAACAUAUGUAUCACAAGGUCAAAAACUUGGUGCACUUGAAAAAAGUUUAUUAGUUUUUUUAUCAUAUAUUAUUAUAUUGAAUACUGUUGUACCAAUAUCACUUUAUGUUAGUGUAGAAUUUAUACGUUUAUUACAAUCAAAAUGGAUUGAUUGGGAUAUUAAAAUGUUUUAUGAACCAAAUAAUGUUCCAGCACAAGCACGUACAACAACAUUAAAUGAUGAAUUAGGACAAGUUGAAUAUAUUUUUUCAGAUAAAACAGGAACAUUAACACAGAAUAUAAUGACAUUUAAUAAAUGUUCAAUACGAGGAAAACUCUAUGGUUAUGUGACUGAUAACGCUGAAAAUGAAAUUCAAGAUCCUGAAAAAUUAAAACCAAUUGAAUUCGAAGAAAAAGAUGAAGAAUUUCAAUGGUAUGAUCAAAAAUUAAUCGAUUCUAUUAAAAAUAAUGAUGAAGAUGAACGUCAGUUUUUUACACUUCUAUCUUUAUGUCAUACUGUUAUGCCUGAAGAAAAAGAUGGAAAAAUAAUUUAUCAAGCACAAUCACCUGAUGAAAAUGCACUCGUAUCAGCUGCAAGAUCAUUUGGUUUUGUAUUUGAUAGUCGUACUCAGAAUAGUAUUACAAUUCGUGUACAAGGUCAAGAAGAAACAUAUGAUUUACUUAAUAUACUUGAUUUUAAUAAUGAUCGAAAACGAAUGUCGGUUAUUGUGAAAAAAGAUGGAAAAAUUAUUUUAUAUUGUAAAGGAGCUGAUUCAAAAAUAAAAGAACGUUUAGAUUCAUCAGAAACAGAUAUGAUGGCUCAAACAGAUGAGCAUUUAAAUAAAUUUGCUACCGAUGGUUUACGUACACUUUGUUUAGCAUGGAAAGAUUUAGAUGAAGGAGAAUACAAUAAAUGGGCUGCAGUAUUAAAUAAAGCAAGUACAAGUAUGGAAAAUCGUGAAGAAAAAGUAAAUGAUGCCUAUGAAGAAAUAGAAAAAAAUCUUAAAUUACUUGGCGCUACAGGUAUUGAAGAUAAAUUACAAGAUGGUGUAGCACAAUGUAUUGAACAAUUAUCACGUGCUGGUAUUAAAAUUUGGGUAUUAACAGGUGAUAAAGUUGCAACUGCCUAUAACAUUGGUUUAUCAUGUCGUUUAUUAACAAAUGAUAUGGAAAUAAAUAUUAUUGAAGAAGAUGACGAAAAAGAAGUUGAAAAAAAAUUAGAUGAAGUUCGUAAUGAAAUGAUUAAUAAAAUUGAACAAUUAUUUGAUGUUAAAAUUACUGAUAAAAGAAAACGACUUGAUUGGAACGAUUGGGGUAUCGAUAUAAUGAAAUUUGAUCAACAUAGAAAAGGUUAUAAUAAUAAUAAUAAUAAUAAUAAUAAUAAUAGAGGACAAACAAAAGAGAUAAAUGGACAUAUGCCAUCAACAACAACAGCAGCAAAUGAUUCUAGCCCACAAGAUCGUGAACAAUUUGAAGGUUUUGGUUUAUUAAUAACAGGUCAAGCAUUAGUACAUGCAUUAUCAGAUAAAUUAAAAAUGAGAUUUCUUGAACUUGGUACUAUGUGUAAAGCUGUUGUGUGUUGUCGUGUAACUCCAUUACAAAAAGCUCAAGUUGUUGAAUUAAUAAUGCAAAAUGAAAAAAAAAUUACAUUAGCUAUUGGUGAUGGUGCUAAUGAUGUAUCUAUGAUACAGAAAGCACAUAUUGGUGUUGGUAUUAGUGGACAAGAAGGUCGACAAGCUGUGUUAGCAAGUGAUUUUAGUUUUGGACAAUUUUGUUUUCUUGAAAGACUUUUACUUGUUCAUGGACGUUGGUCAUAUUUACGAUUAUCAAAAUUUUUACGUUAUUUUUUCUAUAAAAAUUUUGCAUUUACACUUUGUCAUUUUUGGUUUGGAUUUUUUUCAGGAUUUUCAGCUCAAACUUUAUAUGAUCCAUUCUUUGUUGCAACAUAUACUCCAGGUCAAAAUAAGGAAUUUUUUAAUAAAAAAAUCUUUGCUGAAAGUGUUAUACAUGGAAUAUUAACAUCAUGUAUAAUAUUCUUUGUUCCAUAUUUAUCUGUAUCAAAUAGUACUCGUCCAAAUGGUAUAACACAAGCUGAUUUACAAUCAUUUGCUUUUUUAGUUGCAACAAUAAUGGUUAUUGUUGUUAAUUUACAAAAUGCACUUGAAAUAUGGUAUUGGACAGGUUUAUAUCAUUUUGUUGUAUGGGGUACAAUUAUUGUACAUUUUCUAUUUCAUUUUGCAUUAUAUUCAACAUUUAUAAUUAAAAUAUUUAAAAAAAAUUAUCAUUAUGUUGGUGUAGCACAAUCUGUUUUAACAACUGGAAAUUUUUGGUUUACAUUAUUAUUAACAUGUGCAAUAUUACUUUUACCUAUAUUUUGUCGAGAAUUUCUUCGUAUGCGUUUUAUGCCAAAUAAAACUGAUCGUGCAAGAUUAAAUAGAAAAUAUCGUAUCGACGAAAAAGCUGCAUUUGUUGCACAUAUUAAACAAAGACUUCGUGAAACUAAACGAGCUGUACGAUCAGGUUAUGCUUUUUCACAACAAGAAGGUUGGGGUCCAUUGAUUACAUCGGGACGAAUGCAAUCAAAAUCAGCUUUACGUCGAAGAGCAGGAACUGCUAUUAAUAGAGUUUCCCCAACAACAACAACUGACUAUGAAACAUCUCAAAUGCUCAAUUCAAAUGAUGAACAUUUAUUAAAAGAUGAAAAAGAUUCCUCAGAAACAUCUAUUCCAAAAAUAAUGCCGAGAGGAAAUCGACCAAAACCUUCUACUAAAUUAAUUUCCGAAGAAAUUUUGAAAGAAAUUAAAUCGUAUCGUCCUUUACGUUUAUUUAUUAAUAAACAAAAAAGAAAAGGAAAUGUAGAUAAUCCAUUUACUUUACGAGUUAAAUUUUGUCAACUACCACAAGAUAAACAAGCAAGAUAUUUGCAAAGAUCAGUCGAUAAAUAUAUUCAAUUACUUGAUGAAAACGAUAUCGAUGAGAAUAUACAAACAGAAUGUAAAUUAUUCGAUUAUUUAUUAAUAAAAAGUGAACAAAAGAAAUAUUUUCAAUCAAUUAGUGCUCCAACAAAACCACCAGGAACAGCAGUACCUUAUUAUACUCAAGUUGCGAAACAAGAAAAUGAUGAUGAUGAUAGUGAACCAGCAUGGAAAUCAUUGAGUAUAAAUGAAAAACAAAAUUAUAAAAAGAUGAGAAUAGAUGCUAAAGUUGAAUAUUUAGCUCAAGUAAGGAAUUUUGCUAAUGAUUUACCCGAACGUCUUCGACCGGAUUAUUUAUUAUUUGUUGAACAAUCGCCAAAUAAACGUCAAUUGAUUGAUACUUCCUAUGUUAACGAUCAUGACGAUACAAUUACUUCCAGAUCCAUUCGUCAACGUCGUAAAUCUUUAACAUCUUUACCUGACAGUUUACAACCAUCAAUAACAACAAAUGAUAGUCAUACAAAAUUAACUAAAGUUCAACUUCAUGCAUUACAUAAAUGUAUGCCGAGUACUCUUUACUAUGAAACAAAUAUUUCAGAUAAAGAUAAACCAACAUUUACAAAAGCAAUGACAAAAAAUGCCUAUAUGCGAUCAUUAUUUAAUCAAUUAGAUGAAAAUGAAAAAUUAAAAUAUAUUUCAAAAUCAAUUAAAAAAUGGAAUGAAUUUCUUGAAUCAAAUUCAAAUAUAAUUGAAAAUCAAAUACCAACAUUACAUUUAUUAUUAUGUAAAAAUGAAGAUAUAAUUUUAUUUUUUUCUUCUAUUGGUUUACCACAACGUCCACCAAUAAAUAGUUAUCUUUUAUAUAAUCACGAAAAAGAAGAAACAGGUUCACAACAAUCAUGGACUGAUUUAUCUCAAACACAACGAAAUGAAUAUGCUCAACAAUUAAUGGAAUUAAAAAAUCAAUAUUAUGAAAAACUUGUCGAAUUUGUUGAUCAAAAUUUACCAUCAGAUUAUAUGAGAUAUGAAUUUUUUCGUAAUGUUAAAUAUGCUAUAAAAGAUUAUGAAUUAGCUUCGAAAAGCGAAAUCAUUGAUAAAAAUACUGGACGAUUUAAACUUCUUGAAUCUCAUCUACAAAAGAUGAUGAAAGCUAAUGAUAUGAAUCAAUUCAAUCAAAUAAAACAACGAUUAUUAUCAACACGAUUAACAAAUGAACAAAAACAUUUGGUUGAAGAACUUUCGCAAGUAUUGUAUAAAUAUAUACAAUAA
Messenger RNA from Rotaria sp. Silwood2, 5112 nucleotides. NCBI's taxonomy places the organism in Eukaryota, Metazoa, Rotifera, Eurotatoria, Philodinida, Philodinidae. The record is from the annotation of a GenBank genome assembly.